CCAUUUUUAAACAAUGUCAAAAGCCCUAAGUUGUUUCACUCUCCUCAUGUUUAUGUUCAUGGCCUGCGGAUUCCUCUACAGAAUCUUCAAUGUACAACCCUUUGCGCAUUUCCAGUGGCCCCUCCCCCCUGCCCCGCCCAGCUUCUCUCCCAUCAGCCCAGCCCAGAAUGUUCUAAGAGAUGGGAACGGAAUUAUAUUUAUUGAGACGACAGACAGAAUGAAGCCGCCCUCGCUAGUAUUAUGCGCCAUAGAAUCUGCGGCCCGCGUGUACCGCCACCGACCCGUGGUUUUCUUCAUGGAAGGGUUACGGGACAUAACCGCAAUGAGGGACACACUCAAGCGCCUCCCGACCCUCUCGUCUUUUCAUAACGUCCACUUGUUCCCUUUGCAAAUGGAAAGAUUAUUUCAUGGGACGCCCCUUGGGCCGUGGUAUGAGAAGGUUAAUCCUGAACGUGAAAUAUACUGGACGCACGUCAGUUCCGACGGAUGCAGGUUGGCGCUUAUUUGGAGACACGGCGGCAUUUACAUGGAUACUGACAUCAUUUCCAUGAGGCCCAUCCCCGAUGUCAACUUCCUGGCAGCCCAAUCCUCGGGCGUUUCCAGUAACGGUAUUUUUGGGCUGACGCCUCAGAACACUUUUGCCUGGAAAGGCAUGGAGAGCUUUGUGCAGAAUUACAGAGGGGCAGAAUGGGGGCACCAAGGUCCCCAACUUUUCACACGAGUUCUGAAACAAUAUUGUAUCACCCUUCAGAUCCAGUCUAUGGAGGAUGUUAAAUGUAGCGACAUCUCCUUUUUGAAUCCAAUGAGAUUCUAUCCUAUUCCUUACCCAUCUUGGAGAAGAUACUUUGAGGUCUGGCAAAAUGUCCCAAAGUUCAAUCAUUCCUACGCCCUGCAUCUCUGGAACUUUAUGAAUAAGGAACAGAAAACGAUGGUUCCUGGGAGUAACACACUGGUGGAACAUCUGUACCAACUGUAUUGCCCCACGCUCUAUGGGGCUCUCAAGAGGAAUGAGAGUAUUUACGGUUAGUUAUUGGUUAGAACUCAUUAACUAUAUGGGUAUAGGUGGAGAACUGUGUGACUGGAUGAACAUUCAAACUUGCCCUACUGUAACCACAACCAUUUACUGCCUGCGUCAAAUAGUUCCAAGCUCAUUAAGGCCCUGAUUAAAGGAGAAGGAAAGGCAUUUCAUUGACAAUAGAUU
Molecule: messenger RNA, 1201 nt
Organism: Xenopus tropicalis (tropical clawed frog)
Lineage: Eukaryota; Metazoa; Chordata; Amphibia; Anura; Pipidae
Product: alpha-1,4-N-acetylglucosaminyltransferase
Exons: 2
Coding region: 14-1027 (337 amino acids)
Cellular component (GO): membrane
Molecular function (GO): UDP-glycosyltransferase activity; hexosyltransferase activity
Source: RefSeq, a predicted model, not a curated record